Gossypium raimondii (Peruvian cotton) is the source of this 1060-nucleotide messenger RNA. Its product is annotated as protein EXORDIUM-like 4. NCBI's taxonomy places the organism in Eukaryota, Viridiplantae, Streptophyta, Magnoliopsida, Malvales, Malvaceae. The coding region runs from base 1 to 966 and encodes 321 amino acids. The record is from RefSeq and is a predicted model, not a curated record. The transcript has 2 exons.
AUGGCAUUUUUUUUCUCAAUUCGCCUUAUCUCCCUUAACCUCUUGUUGCUCCUUUGCUUUAUUCCAUCUAUUUGUUAUGGAGCUACCUUUGAUCCCUUCACUGACAAAACAAAAAUCACCUAUCAUGAUGGCCCAAUCCUCACUGGAAUCGUAAAUUUACACCUUAUCUGGUAUGGAAAGCCUGAAGAAAUUCAAAGGGAAGUGAUUAUGGACUUCCUUGAAACUUUGAACACAGAAGGAGAUAAGAAAGUCCAACCUCACCUUUCAAGAUGGUGGAAUGUGGUUGAAAGCUAUCAAUUGGCUAUGAAGGGAAAACCAACAAUAGGAGUUGAGAGCCCUAAAAUAAAAGUGAAAGUGGAAAAAGAGGACACCAUUGAUUAUGCAUAUGGGAAAGUCUUGACAACACAAUAUGAUAUUCCACGUCUUAUUAAAGAUGUCAAUCAUGGAGAUCCAAACCUCCUCCCUCUCAUCAUAACCGCAAAAGAUGUGAGUAUGCACGGGCUUUGCGCUGGAAAAUGUGCUGACCACGGGAUUUUUGAGAACAAUAAGGGAUUCAUCGUGAUUGGAGACCCUGAAAUAGAAUGUCCUGGAGCAUGUGGAUGGCCUUUCCAUGAAGUUGAUGCAGGGCCAAAGGGACCUAUCUUUAAACCACCAAAUAAAAAUAUGGCAGCUGAUGCAAUGGUAGUUGCAUUGGCAAGUGCAUUAGUUAAUACAAUCACCAAUCCCCAAAAUACGGGCUUUUAUGGUGGAAUCGAGUUUGAUCCAAUCGAAUCUGCUACGGCUUGUAAAGGCAUUUUCGGCCCUGGAGCUACCCCUGGAAACCCUGGCAAGGUCUUUACUGAUCGAAAAACUGGCGAGAAUUUCAGUGCUCAUGGAAAUAACGGGCGCAAGUUCUUGCUUCCCGCAAUUUGGAACCCUGCAACUUCUACUUGUUGGACUAUCACUUCCCGCUAUUUUUCUACUUGAAACAUCUCUCACCUAUCUCAGAAUACUACAUUUGCAAACUUAUGCAAAAUUUAACUUUUAUAAAAGCAACCCCUACUUUUAUAUAUAAUAUUGU